AUGGGUGGUGCGCCUUUCCUCUGGGACUGGCAAAAUGGCCUCUGGAAUAAGAUAGCCGACGAUCGCGCAACCUUCUUUUCCCCAAACCCCAGAAACAUGCAUCCCAAGUCAAUUCUUAUCGCUUUCGCCCACCUUCUAGCCAUUGCUGCUGCUGCGGUCGAACCGCGUCAAGCUGAACCAGCCCCCACCGUCUUUACUGCAGAGAGAGUCUACCACGCAGUCAUCGACCAACCUCCUUACUUGGUUGAUAUGACCUCCACCAUCACUUGGACCUACAUCGUCGACGCCUACGUCCUCAUCGACGCCUGCGUCCUCAUCGACGCCUACGUCCUCAAGCACUGCAUCCUCAAGCACUGCGUCCUCAAGCACUGCAUCCUCAAGCACUGCGUCGACCUGAAAAGAUGA
Molecule: messenger RNA, 405 nt
Organism: Laccaria bicolor S238N-H82
Lineage: Eukaryota; Fungi; Basidiomycota; Agaricomycetes; Agaricales; Hydnangiaceae
Exons: 4
Coding region: 1-405 (134 amino acids)
Source: RefSeq, a predicted model, not a curated record